Molecule: messenger RNA, 1689 nt
Organism: Mya arenaria
Lineage: Eukaryota; Metazoa; Mollusca; Bivalvia; Myida; Myidae
Exons: 2
Coding region: 1-1689 (562 amino acids)
Molecular function (GO): zinc ion binding
Source: RefSeq, a predicted model, not a curated record
AUGGCAUUUAUUUUCGAUUCCUCUCAUUACCAAUCAUCAGAUUUAAUUCAUGACUUUAACUGUUCUCCCUGUGAAGAAGGCGGACUUAACUCUGAGGCUCAGUACUUUUGUGUAGACUGUUCAAAGUACUACUGCUCGCGGUGCGAGUCCAAACAUGGCGGUCUGUUUAAGCGGCACAAAUUACUCGACCGGCAGGACGUGAACAAAUGGGCGGUGGUGCCUGGGACAGUCGAGGACGAUAUUGAAAGAUGCGAGCACCAUCCCGGGAAAAAAGUGGAGCUAUUCUGCGGGGACCACCGAGAGCUGUGUUGCCAAAUAUGCGUCUCCAUUUUUCACAGACAAUGUUCGGUGAUACAACAUAUACCAGACGUAGCGAAUGGUUUUUAUGACAAACCAGAAUACAAACGGCUUUCACAACAAAUCGCAAACAUCCAAUCAAAAAUCAAGAAGCUGCAAGAGUCCCGCAAGAAAACUCAACAAUGCAUACGGGAUUCCCGUGCACACAUCCUUUCAGAGAUCAGAGCUUUGCGAAGAAUGUUCGAACAAGUUCUUGAUCAAUUGGAGGAAGACACAAUCAAUGAGUUAGACGUUAGGGUAGCAACAUUUCAGGAGCAAAUAAAGAAAGACAUUGAUCAGUCCGAACAGAUGAACAAAGACAUUAAAUCUCUUGCAGAUAACAUGACGAAGAAUAAAACAAACGAUUCUUUGGUCUGCGUAGGAUAUUCAAGAUGCCAGAAAUUAGUUACACAAACUAAUGAUUUCAUCAGAGAUACCGCAACCAAACACGAAGUGGAGUUGGCGUUUGUGCUUAAUACAAAGCUGUAUGACCUUCUUGAUUCUUUAAUGUCUGUGGAACGGUUUGGAAAAAUAAUUAAUGCAUCCCAUGUUUUCAAAGUUGAAAAUGCGACACAAUUCAAUGCAGCACUAAGAACUGACAAAGAAAACUCAAACAUAAGCGGAAUAUGUGAACUACUUAGUGGAGAGCUCGUUCUCGUUGACAAUUACAAUUGCCGUAUAAAGCUCCUGAACCAGUCCUAUCAGAUUGUCGAUCACUGCGACGUUCCAACUCAUCCACUAGAUGUAUGUCACAUUGCGGGCAAUGAGCUGGCGGUUUCCGUCAACUCUGAUAAAAAGACUAGACAUGAAGUUCGCUUUUUCAACGUUAUGAAUUUGAAGUUACAACAGACAAGAAAGUUAACGUUCAAUCAUACAAUACGACAAAUAGUUCAUUAUUCAGGGCGUCUGUUUAUCACAUCUGACACUGCACUUUACUCUUACGACAAGGUUGGCCAAAAUGGGGGAACGCUGUUUGAGGACAAAGCGGAUAAGCUCAGUGUUUACACUUGUGCUGUAAGCUGUGAUGGCAGUAAAAUCUACAUCGCAAAUGUCUCCAAAGACCAACUUCUUACCUUGGAUAGAGAAGGAAAUAAACUAGCAACGCUCAGCGAUCCCAAUAUGAAAGGUCCACGCGCUGUACACGUGUCACCUCUAGGUCACGUUUUUGUCUGCUCUUAUAUCUCAAACACCGUAGUACAAGUGGACAGGGAAGGAAAGAGGAAGCUGGCUACACUGGCUACACAGGCUGAUGGAUUGGUGAAACCAAAAUCACUGUGUUACAGUAGCCAUUCAUCCAGCCUUAUUAUUGGGCAAUAUGAAACUAACAAUGGUGUUGUGAUAAAGGUGAUAUAA